AUGGCAAGCCUCCCUCCAAAAAAACCAGUUAACGAUUUAAUUAAGUUUUGGGCCGAAAAACAAGAAAGGGAUCCUGAACCGAUUUCAAAGUCACCGCGAAGUUCUUUAUUUCCAAAUAUUUCCUCUUCACCUCCUCAGCGGAAUCCGCAAAAUCAAGGUUUUAUCCCAAAAUCAAAGGACACAUCAUCCUCACCUUCCUUAUCUCCUACCCAUAACAUACAUUCAUUAAUAUCCGAAGAAAAUGAUCAGGGAAAUUCUUUGUCAAAGAAUGAUGACUCUUCCAAUAAAGACACUUCAAGUCCACUUUCUAUAAUGGCCCUUAAAUCCAUACCACCAGUUCCCGCCAAAAAUAGUUACAUAACGCGUCCACGUGAUCAUGUGCUAAACACAAAAGACGCGUUUAAUCAAAUCGGUCCAUUACCUCCAGCUCGAAAAGUAACCAAUCUUGUAAAUAUAUAUGAAAAGGCUUCAUCUCCGAACAACUCAGCACCCACGUCUCCGACUUUAGCUCCAAUUAAACGAAGUCAGACUUUUUUAACAUCAUCGUCCCUGAUAAAUCUUCAUAACGCUAUUCCAGAACCUUUGUCACCUUCUACUCCGACUUCUCCGACUUUAAACUCAAAGUCAAAGCGGAAACAACGCAUUCCGGAACCUUUGAAUAUCUCAUCGAAAAAGUUCACUAAUGAACCAACUUUCAUGUCAUCACCCAUCUCUCCGAUUCAGCUUACAAAUCAAGAGUCAUCAUCUUCUCAAUUUCUCAAGGACAUUAAUAGUAAAUCAACUCAAAAGAAGGUAUUCGAAUCAAAAAAAAAGUCAAAUAUUGAACAAUCUGAUCCAGAACCAGAACAUACUUCCACAUCCGUGCAAGCAUCAUCAUCAUUUAAUCAAAAUAAGAAUAAUAACGCUUCAAAAUCAAAACAAUUAGAUACUCCUUUACAGAAUAAAACAUUUACAAAUAGGGAAAUUACAAAUGGUACAACGCCUAAGACAACAUCAAAUUCGUUUAAUCCAUUUGGUUUCCUAAAAUCGCCAAGUGAAUCUUUGAAAAAUUUGAAUUUAAAUCCGUUUUAUUCGUCCUUAGACGGUAAAUUUAAUUCUAAUGAUGGAGGAAAUGGAAAUGAAAAUUAUAAUCCUUUCUUGGAUAUGAUGAGUACAGAUCAAUCUGACAUGUACAAAGUUGUGGUUGGUCCAAAAUCUGAGGAUAAGAAAAGACAAUCAAUACCUUCUGCACGAGAUACAAAUACUUUUAUUAUGGAAAUGCACGAGAGUAAUAGCAUGCAACAAUCUCGUUCAGUUCCCAAGGAAAACGAAAAUUAUUCCACAAUUAAUCCAAUGUUUACAAAGCCUAUUAGUGGAACAAUUCAAAUUAUUGAAAAACUAGGAAAUUAUUUUCAGCCAAAUAAAUGCAACAAUUCAGAUGGCACUAAUGAUUCGAAACGAAAUACUACAUCACGAGAUGUCCAUAAUGACGAAUAUACUAUGACAAUUUCAUUAGGAAAGACUGGAUCCUUUCAAACAUUCAAUUCAAAAGGUGGCAUAAAAUCUUGGAAACGUCAAAAUCUCAAGCCUGUUCAGAUCCCUAAAUCACCAUAUAGCACUACGCGACUUGAACGAGACGAACUUUCUCCUGUAAGCACUCUCAAGAACAAUCCUUUCAUUAAAAAGAAAACGCUUAGAAAUACGAAACAUGACUUGCCAGAAUAUAAUACAUCAAAAACUAAUAUGUCCAUGCUUGUUCCUCAUAGUCUUUCUUCGGUAGAAUAUGGGAGGAUCAAUCAUUCCUUACCAGAUUUGUCAAUACGAUAUCGACAUCAUCAAUUUAAUGACGCGUUUCGCAAAAAUAAUAUGACAGUACCUGAUUUCACUCGAGUUGAUUCAAUAUCCAAAGAUGAGCCCCAACAACAAGUUGUUGCCAUGGCGGAUGUAGAUGUAGAUCCUGCAAUGAUUACAAAAUUUAGUAUAAAUCCAUUUAAUGAAUCUGAAACAAAUGAACUUUUUAAACCUGGCGCCCCAUGGAUACAUUUACCUCAUCUUGACGAAUUUAUCUUAUCUCUUCCUCCAACUGAAUUCUCUGAACCGAAGGAAUUGAUGACAGCUGAGGAAUAUGAAAAUUUUAUUGGAUAUGGAAAGUCUGAUGAAAAAAAUAUAGAAGACAUGUUUCCUCCGAUGAAUCAAAUCCUUGAUGGAAUCUGUUUAGAUGAUCUAAAGCUUAACAUUGUAAAGAAUGAUGGACUUCUAAGUCAAAGAGUACUUGAAACUGCAAUUGAUGUUGUUUUAUCUGGUCAAACUACAGCAUUUGGAAUGAAUUGGAUGAAGCUUGAAAUUUUUAGGGAUUUUGUACAAUUUUUGGCUUUGAUUCUAUCAUUUGUACCUGCAAAAAUAUUUGGAUAUUGGGUGAAGAUCAUACUAAAUGUCAUACCAAAUUUGUUGAGUUUUAAUUUGGAUCGCGUAUUCGGAAAUGGGACUACUUUUUUCCUCGUCUUCUGUGUUAUGGUUUUGGGAGGGUUAUAUUGGUUCAGAAUAAUGACUAAAUAUGAUCCGAAUGCCGAUGUUGAGGGUCUCGAAUCCCAUCCCUGGAAUCUUCGUCCUGAAUCAAAGCGAAGACAUAACGUUGUUAUAGUAUUCACCCUUACCACGCUUUAUCUUCCACUCUCAAAAUUAUCUAUUGAUGCGCUGGUAUGGUCGGAAUCAUUUUGGCCUAUCACUAACCCCUACGAUAAUGGUGUGGACUUCCCCGAUUUUGGAAGUGGUUCGGAUAAAUUUCGCGAUCCGAAGGAUUUCUGUUAUGUCACCAGCAUGAACAAAGAUGAUUUGAACUUUUCACCAGUUAUCAUUGUGGUUGCAAUAAUAAUAAUUUGUGUUUUCUCAUUCUGGUUCCCUAUUGCAUUAAAACGUUUGGUUGAUAAAAAUCUCCCAAGAGUGGACAAAUAUGAUGAAUUGGGUGAAACUAGACAUAAUACAGAAGCGGAGUACAGAAAACUAUUGAUGAAAGAUACAUGUCCUUAUAAUUUCUUGUAUAGUGGUGAGAUAUUAUUAUUAUUUGAACCUUUCCUUGAUAAAGGCCAGAAUUUAAGCGAAUAUUGGUCAAGAGCUGGUUAUGUCAUAACAAGUGUUUUGGUGUUGUUAACUGUUCUUAAAAUUGGACCUGGAAAACAAAUAAGCUAUGCGAUGAUUGCUACAGAUUUUAUCGUUGGCGCUUUUGUCGUUUGGUAUAUAAUAGUGCAAACUAAUCGUUACAAAAGUUUUGUCAAGGUUAUGAGAAAGCGAUUGGAUUUUUCUUUGAAUAUCUAUUCUCCAAAAUUGGAUUUCGCCAAACACAUCAAGCGAAGAGUAUGGCAAGAAACAUGGUCAACAUUGCUGCUCACUUCUGAACAAUUUAAAAUGCGCGAUGGUAAAACAGUAGCAUUUUCUCAAAGCCCAUUCAGACCUCCAUAUCUAUUGAACUUUUCUGGAACUGUUGCUGAACGACAUGUUGAGAAUUUGAAAAUUAUUAGACAAAUUGGAAUUAAUAAUUAUAUCUCAGCAAUGGCUCCCUUACCAGAAUCUCUCGCAAAAUUAAGACUUAGUAUUGUCAACAAUUUUGUUGGACCUGACAUGUAUUACGCACCAGAAUUCUUGGUACCUAAAAUUAAGACUUGCUUUGGCAAAGCUUAUGCAGUUCCUUUUCCCUUCUCCGUUGUUAUAGUGUAUGACGACGACGAAAGUGUUUUGGUUCUAACAAAAGAAUGGGAAAUUCAACGAUUUGUCCAACAGAAUGAGAGCAAAGAGAUUCGAAGGAGACGUCUCGUUCGUCAUAUGUUGAGAGCUUUAGAAGGACAAAUGGUCUUGGGGCCUUGUAACCAAAGUGAUAUUAAUCAACCUAAUAUCGAUAAGAAAAUGGGGGAUUCGAUUCAUUAUCAUCAUGGAAUUUUAUCGAUACAGCGAAAUAAAGUAUCAAAGUGGUGCGAUCAUAAUAUGAAUCCAGGAUUUAAUAUUACAAUUUCUUUUUCUUCACAUGAAUGUGUUAUGGGACAUGAUGUCCUUGGCAUCACCGAUGAUUUCCAAAUGACUUUUCAAUUACAAAAGUUUUUUUCGGAUAAUCAAAAGGUUGUACAAGAAGGUUUGGUGCAAAUUCAAAGGAUAAUGGAUCAAUAUCGUCAAUACUAUCGAGAUGAGGCACAAUGGAAGGAGGAAGUACUGUCAUAUGGAUUUUUCGUUAAUAUUUAUGAUAAUCCAUCAAUACCUCUGGAGUCUCUUCCAGCAUUAUUGAUGACAACCGAAGAAAAUAAACUUAUUCAAGCCAUUCCGGAGAGUGAAUACCCAAGUAUUAUAUAUCUUUACGAAAGGAUGCGAAUCAUAAAUUUAUCACGUGUUCAUCAAUGGUGGUAUUUAUUUUGGGAAGAUUUAUGGAGGAAAAAUCAUAAAGAAAUGCCAGAUUUAGUUAAAUAUCCACAAUAUUUUUCACCAGCUUAUCGCACAAGUUUAUGUUAUAGACCAAUGACAAGAAGUGAAUUGGAAGAAUUUUUAGAACAACGUGGAUGUUGGCAAAAUGGUGGUAAAAAUGGAUUUUUACAUUCCGGUGUAUUAAAUAGAAUUUAUUUAUAUUUAAAUAAUGUGGUUUUCGGAAGAAAAACAAAAAAUGGUACGUCUAGAAGAUGGAAUAUAACAAAAGGAAAUACUAUUGAGAAAGGUGCUGGCAAUAAUUUAAUGUUUGAUCGUGCUAAAAGAACAUUGAGAGAAAAAAUAACUAUAAUGGCAGAUGUGAUGUUAAGAAAGAAAAAUAGUUUUCCAAGAACAAGACCUUUUUUUGUUUUACAAGAAGAAGAUUCCGAUACUGAACAAAGCGACAAUAGUGAUGAAGUUAAUUCUGCCAGUGAUGAUGAAAACUGGUGGUAA
Messenger RNA from Funneliformis caledonium, 4875 nucleotides. The record is from the annotation of a GenBank genome assembly. NCBI's taxonomy places the organism in Eukaryota, Fungi, Glomeromycota, Glomeromycetes, Glomerales, Glomeraceae.